UCAUCCCCUCCCACUCGGCUCGGUUGUCUUCCUGGCUGCACUGGGCCAACAGCUUCCAGGUUUACGGCACCAAAUGUAUCUUAUUCGUUGAGUACAUGACUCCAAUUUCGACGAAGCUGACACUGAUGAAAGCUCGCCCAGCCCUUCCCGAGUUGGAGGACGAAUUCCGGAUUUUGGAAAACAAUGUACCUAUUCACGUUUCCAUCCCCACCAAAUCCAAUAGGAAGCAAGAAACUAGCAAAAAGUCCAGCAGUUACGAAGGUAGCUCAAUGGAUGGAGGCUCCAAGGACAACAGGCAGGAUCUGCCCAGCAGAAAGACAGUAAAAGAGCAGAUGGACUGCAAAAAAAACAAAAGGAACGAGCCGAUGCUCGAUAGUGACACCUCCCUCCCAAAAAAUCAACUGUAUCCACGUCAGGCGGCCGCCGACCGACCAAAAGAGGGAGACGGAGGCCCAACGGACGGCCGGAUUGUCCGACGUUCUUCUAGGAUAAAAAAGGCUUUAAAAGCCGUCGGAGACCCUCCCAAGAGCGGGAAGCUGGAUGCAAAAGUCAAAAGAAUGAAGGCACGUCAUUGGGAUCGUGCCAAUGGUGACCUGCCGUCCCCUUCAGAUUUUGACUUGAGGAAUCUCAGCCCUACAUCUGGUGGAACAUUCCAACAAAACCGGCAGUCUUCUCAUUGCGGACCACCCAAUGAGCGGUGGAGAGCUACCAGCAUUCUGAAGGACGCCAAGGCGGACCCCCUUCAUCUUCUAAACCCAGCUCACAAAAGGUCCAACCUAGGCAAGGAAACAAAAGCCCCCCGAAGCAGAGGUCCGCCAGAAUCAGAAGGAGGUGCCGUCGGGCAACUCCUCGGUCGAAGGGCAGCUCGGGUGCCGAAAACUCUUGAAUCCUCCGGGGACCGUUUCUCUUGCCUAAACUUAUCUAGCAACAAAGAAUCUGCUCAUAGUGAUGACGUCCCGCUGAAGGUCUACAUUCCCGACAACCUCAACAGAACCUUCAUUGUGGACGGAGGUCGAGCCAGCCCGGAAAGCAUUGGCCCCUCACGCAACAUGUCAGGAAAAACGAUGCUAUGGAAUUGCCCGCGGUGGGAGGCGCCAAGUAGGUGGGGGAUACUUUUUGCCCAGCUGGCUUGGUCCCUGUCCGUCCACCCUGGUGGACGAGAGGGUAGUCUCCCUCCACUUUUGGGUGGGGAGACGUGUCCUGAUUGUUGUUUUUGCCUCUGCACCAAACAGUGGUUCAGAGUGCCCAUCCUUUUUGGAGUCCUUGGAGGGGGUCCUAAAGAGCGCUCCCGCUGGGGAAUCCACGUGUGCAAUGACAGUAAGACCUGGAAGAGCGUGAUUUAGAAGAAUGGCCCUCCCUAUCAGAAGCCGAGCGGCGUUUUGUCAAUGGAGUUCUGGUCUCGUAACGGAUUGUCAAUAAUGAACACCAUGUUCAAACAUAUGGGUGCCUACACGUCCACUUGGAACCAAGUCACCCAAGAUUACAAUUUGAUGAUCAACUUUGUGGUUGUGUCAUCGGAUUUGCGUCAUCAUAUCUUAGACACUCAAGUGAAGAGAGGGGUGGAGCCUUCAACUGAUCACAACCUGACCAGAUGGUGAGUUGACUUGAUGGUGGGGAAAGACGCUUGUCCGACAUGGCAGUCCCAAAUGUAUUGUGACGAAUCACUGUGAGAAAGUGUUUCAACUCUCACCUCCGAAAGAACUUUGCUCAUGUUGUGGGGAACAUUUAGUCCGAGUAGACAAUGCUCCACGCCAUCAUUAAUGAGGCGGCCGACCAGGGCCGUGGCUAUAAAGUGGUCGGUGCCUCUGAUAAGGGAUGGGGAGACCUUCAUGGCUUUUGGGACUCCCAAGGCAGGUCAUGGGUACCAGAUCACCAAGCGGAAUGCAGCUUCAGUAGUCACUGAAGCAAAAACCUGGAUGUGGAAGGAGUUUGGUGAGGCCACGGAGAAAGACUUCCUGAUGGCUUCGAAGAAAUUCACCAUCUGGCGUCUCAGGAGGAGGAAGCAGUGCACCAUCAACAUUGUGUGUAUUGAGGAUGGGGCGCUGCUGACCUCGACUCGGGGAGUUGUGAGUUAGUGGGGAGAAUACUUUGAAGACCUCCUCAAUUCCACCGACCCGCCUUCUCAUCAGGAAACAUAGUCUGGGUUCUCUGAGGUGGGCUCUCUUAUCUUGAGGUCACCAAGGUGGUUAAAAAGGUCCUCGGUGACAAGGCCCGGUAGUGGAUGAGUGUCGUCUGGAGUUCCUAAAGGCUCUGGAUGUUGUGGGGCUGUCCUGAUUGACACAGCUGACUGGAGAGGUGGACCCCCUUUUUAAGAAGGGGGACCAGAGGGGCAUCAUACUCCUCAGCCUUCCCGGUAAGGUCUACAGUGCCGUGAAAAAGCAUUUGCCCCCUGAAUGAGUUCUGUGUUUUUUGGGGUUUUUUUUUUUUUUGCAUAGCUAUCACACAGAUUUCAAAUCAUCAAACCAAUUUUGAUGUCACUUAGACAACCCAAGGAAAUACAAAAUGUAAUUUUCAAAUGACAUUUCAAUUUAUUCAGGCCCCCAAACCUUUCUGGCACUCUCUGAAAAGGUAAUUGCUCCCCUUGUUACAUCAAAAGGUAACUGUGACUAACUACAAAUUUGGUAAAAGCGAGUCUGAAAAAGGUUACAAACCCAUUUCCAAGGCUUUGGGCUCCAGCGAACCACUGUCAGAGUCAUUAUCCACAAAUGUAGAAAGCUGGGAACAGCUGCAAACAUUCCCAGGAGUGGACGACCAACUAAAAUUACUCAGAGUGUGCCAACGACUUAUCCAGGAGGUCACAAAAGAGCCUCAUGCAAUAUCUAAAGACCUGCAGGCCUCACUGACCUCAGUUAAGGUCAGGGUUCAUGACUCUACCAUAAGAAAGACACUGGCUAAAAAUAGCAUCCAUGGCAGAGUUCCCAGGCGCAAACCCUUGCUGUCAUCAAAGAACACAAAGGUUCGUCUCACUUUCGAGAAACAAUAUCUUGAUGAUCGCCAAGACUUUUUGAGAAACGUUACGUCGAUUGAUGAGUAAAAAGUUAAGUCUUUUGGGACAAUGUUUAGCCCAUUAGAUCUGGCGUAAAAAUGGCAUAGCCUUUGAUAAAAAGAACAUUAUGCUAACCGUGAAGCAUGGUGGUGACAGUGUGAUGGUCUAGGGCUGCAUUGAUGCCUCAGGACCAGGACAACUUCCCUUGAUUGGUAGAACAAUGAAUUCUGCUGUGUACCAGAAAAUCCCGAAGGAGAACAUCCAGCCAUCAGUUUAUGCCGUCAAACUCAAACAUUCUUUGAUCAUGCAGCAGGAUAACAAUCAGAAACACACCAAGUCCACUUCUGAAUGGCUCAAAAGAAGACAAAAUUAAGGUUUAGGCGUGGCCAGGGCAAAGUCCGGAUUUGAAUCCAAUUGAGAUGCUGUGGUGUGAUCUUAAACAGGGAGUUCGUGCUAGAAAAAUGCUUCAAUAUGGCGGAGUUGAAACAGGAGCGAUAUGAAAGCAGUCACUCACAUUUAACGAGCGCGACCGCGCUCGCGCGCCUUUGCGGUUGCAAAUCUGCAUAGUCGAGCACGAAAAAAUGUGAUGUUGUGAGGGAGGACAUGAGGACAAUGGGUGUUAGAGAGCAGGAUGCACGAGAUAGGCUUAGAUGGAAAAAUAUGACACGCUCUGGCGAGCCCUCAGAAAAAGAUAAUAUAAAGAAUACCACCAUAACAUGCUGAUAAUGUUUUGACACAUCUGUUGUUGUUUUGACACUUGGAGUUACGCAGCAGCUUGAUAUACAUCAAUCAUACUAUGAGAAGAGGUUGUGUGUACACAAUAUCAUGAAAAUAUUUUACUUAUUGUGAGAACUAAAAGAGGUUAAGUUGUUUACUUUAUUACUGUGACAAUAUUUCACUGAUAAUAUACCACUAUAUUAGUUGAGCUAAACAAACUCAUGAUUGGAUGUUAGUGAACAAUCACUCUCGAAGCACAUUUAGUCAUUGUAUUACAAUAUAAUGUAUUAUGUAACUAAUUCAUGUUAAAAUAAAGAUUUCAGGCAAAAGGGAUGGACUACGCACUUCAUCGUUUUUGUUUUUGUUUUUCAAUAUUGUAAGAUCAUAGAGUAAAGUGAUUUAAAUGCAGAAAAAGUCAUGUAUACAUUUUGGAAAAUUUAAAUCAACAAAACCGUCAACACUAGUGAAUUGAUGAACAUGCAAAAUGAUUUAAUAUUGUAAUAUCUUGUCAAGUGAAUGGAUUGAAUGCUGCAGCUGCAGCAAAGUAACUUACUUCAUUCCUCUAUUAUGUUUAAAUAAUGUAGUGUAAUAUCGCACUGGAGUAGAGUGAUCUGAAUAAUUCGGGCAGGAGCAGUGUAUAAGAGAUGGUCUACAUUGAAAGUACCAAAAGCAUCACACAUAAUUUGUUUCUGAAUAUGUGAAUAAUUAUAAUAAGUGUGACAUUCUUGUGAGAGAUUGAGACUGCGCUUACAUGGACACGUCUUUGAUGCCGGCCGAGAUUGAAUGCGCAUGCAUGGAGACGCCUUUGAGGGCGGUCCUCUAUAAAACUUAGACUGAUGUAUUUGCGAUAGAUAAUAAAAUUUAUUACAAGGCUGACGAGACAAUAAAUCAUGCCCCCGCAGCCUGUUUACAUAUCGCCGCUCCGUUUGAGCCUGGGUGAGUUUCUGUCACGAAUAUUGGAUAAAGGGUCGGACCCAAAUGCUGGACUCUGAGCCAGUGAUGUGAUUUCGAGGGUGGUUUUAUUGCAGGCAGAGGUCAUACACAGGUGCACAAUCCCAACAAAGGCAAGGCCACAAAAACAAGAGGCAAAGGUCCAAAAACACGACAAAUUCAGGGUGUAGUCCGCCUUUCCCCCAAAGUUAGCUGGGAUAGGUUCCAGCUUUCCUGCAACUCUUGUGAGGAUAAGCGGCUUGAAUAAUGAUAUGUUAUGACAAAUUGUGUGCAUGUGCGCUGAGGCUGCGUCCCAGCCUCAGCCAGAAUGUGCCUUCAGCGGCCCUGAUGUGAAUGGACUUUUGAGACCACUGAUAUACAUAAUCAGGGGAAAACCUGUAUUACCAAAAAAAUAAAAAUAAAAAAAAUCUGUUUAAAACACUGACAAUUUUGAGUCACAGGCCUUGCCAUGUCUCAACAGGCGGGAUGGUAAUGGUAGAUAUUAUACAGACAUUUUCGCACCUUUGGAUUAAAUUCUUACUCAAAAAGAUUUUGUAGAUCAUGUCUUAAUUGCUACAAACACAAUACUCAAGGGAACUGCAGACCUAAGAGAGGGCAGUUUCCCCAAGGUAGUCAGCCUUUCCAGUUUUUACACAUUAAUUUUAUUGAGUUAAACAGCAUUACAAAUGUUUAGUUUUGAUCUGGUCCUUAUCUAAACGGGUGGAGAUUUUGCCAUGUAGAGUGCUGAUGCUAUUACUGUGGCAAAGUUCUUGUGUAAGUAUAUUAUUCCUUCUCAUGGCAUCCCAGAAAAAUUGUAUGGCAACAAUGUGACAAAUUUUGUUAAUGAAAAAAAAAUGAGUCAAGUAUCUGCAACUCUAGAAAUAUUUAAAAAAAAAUCAUUGUGCAGAAUUAGUGGAACGAAGCAAUGGGACAGUGAAGUCUUGAUUAAGGAAAACUACAUUUAGUAAAACUAUAUAUGAAAAUAACCCCAACAGAUAAAGGAUUGUUCCCAU
Messenger RNA from Syngnathoides biaculeatus (alligator pipefish), 5646 nucleotides. RefSeq lists its product as uncharacterized. The transcript is spliced from 3 exons. The record is from RefSeq and is a predicted model, not a curated record. Lineage: Eukaryota; Metazoa; Chordata; Actinopteri; Syngnathiformes; Syngnathidae. The coding region runs from base 96 to 1343 and encodes 415 amino acids.